AAAAAUGCUUAUGGUGAAUUGUUACGUUUGGUUACGCCUCUCAUUCAACACUCGUGGGGGGAUGCCUAUGGCCAUAAAGAAAUUUGUAUAAACUAAUUAAUUCAGACGUGAAUUCGUGAUUGUACGUACCUACGCAAAUCUGCCAUUUUUGAGUGACGAUGACAAACGACCUCAUGAAACGCGAGCGAGCCUCGACACAAAGUACACUCGACUGUGGCUUGAACACUGAACGCCCAACCACACGCACAGACAAGUACGCGCAGGCCGGGCUUGCGCAGGCAAAAUUUCAAGCAAGUCGAAAAGUGCGCAGGCCGCGCUGUGGGGUUGGCGCGUGAUACAGUUUUACCAACUAUACGCACCGUGUUCCGUGUACAAACCGGCCUGCGCAGGCAAAACUGUGGUGAAGCUCGUGCGUGUGGUAGGCCCAUUAUACACAAAGAACUAUCGCGGUAGUGGCACUCGUAUCUGGUGGUUUGAUUUAUUGUCGAGAAUGAAACAAAAGAAUAUAGUAAUGUAUUUAUUUUUUAAGCAAUUAACUGCUAGAUGUUUAAAUCUAAAGUAAAGUUUACUAGAAAAAAAUCCACGCGGACCAGGCAGCAGACGGGACUCGAGCCGCUUCGACACGGCCGUCAGGGCCGCGGCAGCAUAAUGGACGCUGCGUCAAGCUCAUCAUCACCCAGUGCUUCUGAAGAGGACGAGCAAGAUGUUCAAUCUAAAAAACAGACAAAAGUCAAUAAAUGUAAGGAAACAAUAAGCCGACCAAAGGAUUCUGAGUACAUUGUUACACCGGAUAAUUAUUUCUUAAUGCAUUCAAGCAAAAAGAUCGCCACUUCAGACCACACAUUGGCCAGACUGAAAAAUUUGAACAUCGACGACAGCAUGGGAGAUAUAGAAAUAUCAGAUGAACAUAAAAGCAGAAUACUUGAACUGACUCAAUCAUAUGAACAACUCUUUAACAGGUGGCUUUACACUUUGAGUGAGAAUUUCAACUUAAUCCUGUACGGCGUUGGCUCGAAAAGGAUGUUAUUGCAGAAAUUCCAAAUGCAAAAGCUGCAAGAUUUUCCUUGCGUUGUGGUGAAUGGUUUCUUCCCCAGCUUGACUAUAAAAACUAUUUUGGAAUCAAUUGUUGUUGAUGUACUAGAAAACAGUCAUGUGCCUUCUAAUCUCGGAGAUGUUGUCAGUCUAAUAGAUACGCAGUUGAGAGAUUGUGGAAUGCACUUGUUUCUGAUAAUACACAAUAUAGAUGGAACAAUGCUUCGUAAUUCCAAAGCUCAAUCUGCUUUGGCAAGCAUUUCGCAGAUUGAGAAUGUUCACACUAUUGCGACAAUGGAUCAUAUUAAUGCGCCUUUAUUAUGGGAUCAUUCAAAACUGAGUAAAUUCAAGUUCACAUGGUGGGAUGUCACUACUUUCAUGCCAUACACUGAGGAAACUUCAUUCGAAAACUCUAUAAUGACGCAACGGAGCGGAGCAUUGCAGCUUUCAUCCCUACGAAGCGUUUACCAAUCCCUCACCAGCAAUGCUAAGGGAAUUUUCAAUAUCAUAAUCAACUUUCAGUUGGAGAAUCAGAAGCUAGCACACUAUCAAGGUUUACCUUUCAAGGAUCUGUAUUCAAAAUGCCGCGAGCAGUUUUUAGUCAGCUCGGAUCUUGCGUUGAGAGCACAGCUAACAGAAUUUUUGGACCAUAAACUUGUUAAAAUUAAGCGAACUUAUGAUGGAAGUGAAAACCUUAUUAUACCUAUAGAAACUAUUUUAUUGCAACAGUUUUUAGAACAAGAGAGUUAA
Molecule: messenger RNA, 1782 nt
Organism: Chilo suppressalis (striped riceborer)
Lineage: Eukaryota; Metazoa; Arthropoda; Insecta; Lepidoptera; Crambidae
Source: the annotation of a GenBank genome assembly